AUGAUGACAAAAAGCAAAAUUUUCACUUUUUUGGCAGCUUUACUUUUAAUCUGUCUUGUAUUCUCUCACGCAUCUCCCUUACCCUUAACUCGUGCUGUUGGUGAUAAAGCUACUCUCACAUUACCAAAACUCGACGGCUUAGUUACAUUCACUCAAAUUGAUGCCGAAAAUGUAAAAGUUAAUGGGGUUCUCAAGCAAGGAAUCGAUGAAAAUGAUCCUGAUAAUUACUUUAUUCAAAUUGAAUCUGCAAAAGCAUCCUUCACUCAAUUAGGAAUUUCCAUAACACCACCUAGUGCUGGUCCCUGGGAAGCGACUGGUCCUGGAGAUGUUACCGUGCUAAUUGGUUUAACUUUUUCGGUUCUUCACAAUGAUGAUGUUCUUGAUUCUGCAAAAAUCACCCAAUCCUAA
Molecule: messenger RNA, 408 nt
Organism: Diversispora eburnea
Lineage: Eukaryota; Fungi; Glomeromycota; Glomeromycetes; Diversisporales; Diversisporaceae
Source: the annotation of a GenBank genome assembly